Molecule: messenger RNA, 1179 nt
Organism: Alternaria novae-zelandiae
Lineage: Eukaryota; Fungi; Ascomycota; Dothideomycetes; Pleosporales; Pleosporaceae
Exons: 1
Coding region: 1-1179 (392 amino acids)
Source: RefSeq, a predicted model, not a curated record
AUGCCACCGAAGCCAAAAACCCCAAAGGCCCCGAGCCGUCCCGCCGCCGCCCCCAAGAAGAAAGCCGACAUGCCAAAGGAUCCAACUUCUAGUCAGCCCACCAAGAAGAAGCCCAAGAUUGCUCGGAAGCGCAAAAACGACGGCAAUGACGAUAUUCUCGCUCCCGGAAUGAAUCCGAAAGGCUUCGUGCAAUUACACAAAGGCGAAGGCCAGGUCGGCUCCUACGCCAUGUUCGGCCGCCGGGACGAUUUCCGCAAGUUCAUCCUGUCCAGCCUAGUGCUGAAUGCCUAUACCAAUUCUUACACCGACAGCAUAACAAUCCAAGUGCGCCAGAGGGACGUACUCGAGUAUAUCCGUGACCAGGAGGAUAGAAUGAAGUCGGAGGCAAGCCCCAUCGACGUAUACCCAAAGCAGAGCGACAAUAUCCACGCCGUUCAACGAACCGCCCUCGCAUGCGCACAGCUUUCCAGACAGGUUGAGAGGGCUUCCGGGCAAUGGCCAUUCGACCAAGAGCAGGAGAAGAAGGCUGUCAGCGCGUUCGAGGCCCUGGCAGGAAGGCAAGCAUCGGCUUUUGACCGUUCGGACGUGAGCGUGAAGAGCUUCGGCCCCUUCCUCAAGUACGGAGAAAGCGACCUAGAGCCAUACAGCCGCGCGUUCAACGUGAUCUUGUGUCUUUCGUGGUCAUUGAGCCCCAAAGUAUGGAGCAAAAGGUUCGAAAAUGCCAAGUGGGACGAGGAGGUCCGGUUUAGUACAGCUCACGUCCCGCAUUGGAUGCGGGAGCGAGACGGCACAAAGAAGCCCGCCAAAGCCCCAGACCAAGCAACAAAUACAUCCGAGCCGCCCAAACCGAACCCGGAAGUGCUUGUAUCUUGGAAGAUGACUUCCCUUUUUCCUAAACAACGAGAGCUCACGGAAUGGUUAACAGAAAUCGGGCUGGUCGACAACAUCCCAAGUGAACUCCCGAUAACAGUCAGGCCGACAGCAACCCGCGCAGAAGUCCGCGACAUCAUCCGAGCCAAGUUUCAAUUGAAUCAGAACCAGGCCCAGAUCGCAACACUGCAGGUGAAGAGCUCGUUGUCGAACAUCAUGAAGCAAGAUUGGAGCGCCGUGCAGAAAGAGCUAUGGUCUGGAAUCGAUUCAAGCCCAGUUGUCGAGAUGACCUUGAUCGACGUUGUCUGA